Molecule: messenger RNA, 1048 nt
Organism: Girardinichthys multiradiatus
Lineage: Eukaryota; Metazoa; Chordata; Actinopteri; Cyprinodontiformes; Goodeidae
Gene: cenpo
Product: centromere protein O
Exons: 6
Coding region: 119-988 (289 amino acids)
Cellular component (GO): kinetochore; Mis6-Sim4 complex
Source: RefSeq, a predicted model, not a curated record
GUCAGGGGGGCGUGGCGUGCGCGCGCAACAGCCGCCAAAAUUAAAAAAAGCAGCGGAUAUUUUUGUUUGAGUAGCUUCAUUAGGUGUAACCAAAUUAAAAGGAGGAAAGUGGUCAAACAUGGAGGGAGUUUCGACGAGAGGUGUUUUGAGUCACCUGAGUCUGCUGGAAGACCAGGCCAGUAGCCGAGGGAGUCGGGUCCUCCAGCAGCCGUGUCGUGUGAAGGAGCUAAAGGCUAAAGUUGAAGCGCUGACCUCGCAGAGAGACCAGCUGAAGGCAGAGAUACAGACACACAAGAACCUCCAGAAACUGAGGCCAUCCGUAGACAAGCGGCGAGUAGCUGGAGAAGAAGAGGACAUGGAUGUAGACUCAGAAAGUUCAGAGUUGUUGCGCCUGAUGGCCAGACACUCUGAGCUGUCAGAUCUUCUUCAUGCUCAUCACCUCAUUGGUGGGUAUGACGUCAUCAAAACUCGUCAAGGUAAAGGCAUGUGCUUCUCUCUGGCGACCGCGUAUGAGGGCAUAUAUCUGGACACCUACAACCUGGAGAUUGACCUGAAGCCAAAAGUGAGGAUCACCCGCCACAACAUCCCCCCCUUCAUUCCUCUGAACAACCUCGCUGAGCAGAGCGACUUGCAAACAGGCCUGAGGGCUUUUCUGGACACAGUCAGCCAGCAUCUUAAUGCAUUUGCAGGUCGCAAGCAACAGCUGCAGCUUGUUAAGGAGCAACAUAAGUCUGUUGAAGUGAUGGAGAGCAACCUUUUGUGUUCGAUACUGGUGCUGAUGUUCACCGUGCCCAAAGAGAAGACACACAUGCUUUGCACGUUGGAAUACACCAAUCACACCAGAUGUCUCCCCACUCGGGUCCAUUUGGAAUCGGAAGACAAACGGCUCCCUGACGCUCCACAGUGGAAGAAAAACUGCAGCCUACUGACGGAGGUCCCUGUCCACAGAGCUUUAACAGCCAUUAGGAAAUCAAGGGAUAUUGUUUAAUUUAUUGUCCAAUUUUAUAAAUGUAAUUUUUGAUGUACAUAUUAAAUGGUUUUGCUUAAA